ACCUGUAUUACCACUUUUCUACAUCAUAAAAUCGACCGAAGCCGUUACCCAUACCCAACGGCUUAGUUUCCCAUACCUAACGGUCUUACAAGUUGGCAUGGUUAAGAUAAGCCAAUUUUAGCAAAAAAGGUCCGAUUUGCGAAUCUGCGCCUCGAAGUCGAUAAACCAAAAAGAGCCCAAAAGGGAAAGCAUGUAAGCACAAGAACUGCAAGAAAACCCUAACCAUUAUCUUUUACAAAAGCAUCACUUCAAGCAAGUCAAGAAAUUGAAUCUCUCUUAUCUCUAUCUAUACUUCCCUACUUUGAAGUGUGUAGAAACGGAGAAUCAUGGCGACAGAAAGUUCUAGAUCGUCAAGUUCGUCAGCCGAUUCGUAUAUCGGUAGUUUGAUUAGCUUGACUUCCAAGAGUGAAAUCAGAUAUGAAGGCAUUUUGUAUAACAUAAACACUGAAGAAUCCUCAAUCGGAUUGCGUAACGUAAGAUCAUUUGGAACUGAAGGGAGAAAAAAAGAUGGCCCCCAACUCAUGCCUAGUGACAAAGUUUAUGAAUACAUAUUGUUUCGUGGAAGUGACAUCAAGGAUCUUCAGGUGAAAUCAUCUCAACCUGUUCAGCCAACACAACCUAUAAUAAACAACGAUCCCGCCAUUAUUCAGUCUCACUACCCUCGACCACCUCCAUUAUCUUCUGCUCCUACCAACACUUUGCCUGAUCUUAGCAUCCAAAAUCCACCAACUUUGCAAAGUGGUCCCCCUUUAUAUCCACCUGGCCCAAAUUUAGGAUCGUGGGCCCCAAUGCCACCUCCUCCAAAUCCAAACACUACUGGGCUUCCAAUGCCAAUGUAUUGGCCCGGAUUCUAUACACCUCCAAAUGGGGUCCCACAGCUGCAUCAACAAUCUUUAAUACCACCACCACCACCACCACAUAUGCAGUAUCCCAGUUAUAAUGGAUCCUUGCCAGGUGGCGCCUUAAACAUGUCUGUGGGUCCCACAGCACCCAUGGAAUCAUUACCUACACCAUCACUUGUAACUCCAGGACAGCUGCUUCAGUCUGGAGUUACAACUGCUGUUGUUUCACUUUCAUCUCAAGUCACACAGACUGUUCAUAAGGAUGUGGAAGAAGUUGUCCAGGUGGCGCCUACAUCAUCAUCGGAAUUGGAAUUGGAAUUGGAAUCAUCUAUUCCGAUUCCGGUUCCGUUUCCAGCUCAGCCUCCGAUAUUGCCUUUACCACCUCAAGCACGUAUCACCCCAAAGGUGAAUGGAGGUUCUUACCAGAAUCGACAGAGUUAUAAUUACAGAGGGCGUGAGAGAGGCAGAGGAUAUGGGGGGUCACGAUCUGUGGUUAAAUUCACUGAGGAGUUUGAUUUUAAUGCAAUGAAUGAGAAAUUCAACAAGGAUGAAAUUUGGGGAACUUUAGGAAAAACGAAUGAUGGAAAUGUUAGUGCUCAUGAUGAUGAUGAUGAUGAUGAAUAUGAAGAUGAGAAUGAAAAUGGAGCUGAUGUACAUUUAUCAAAGGUGGAAGCCAAGAAUGGUGUUUAUAGCAAGGAUGAUUUUUUCGAUACGUUAUCUUGCAACUCACUUGACAACCAAUCGAAUAACGGAAGGACACGGUUCUCUGAGCAGAUGAAACUCGAUACAGAGACAUUUGGAGAAUUCUCUAGAUACCGAGGAGGAGGUAGAGGUGGGCGUGGGGGGUACCGGGGAGGAGGUUAUUCACGAGGUGGUGGUGGUUAUGGGCGGGGAGGUGGUGGUGGUUAUGGGCGGGGAGGUGGUGGUGGUUAUUAUGGUUAUGGGCGGAGAGGGGGUGGAGGAUACAACAGCUAUGGUGGAAGAAGUCAAAAUCAAAGUCGUGAUUACUAA
Molecule: messenger RNA, 1853 nt
Organism: Lactuca saligna
Lineage: Eukaryota; Viridiplantae; Streptophyta; Magnoliopsida; Asterales; Asteraceae
Source: the annotation of a GenBank genome assembly